Molecule: messenger RNA, 3826 nt
Organism: Xenopus laevis (African clawed frog)
Lineage: Eukaryota; Metazoa; Chordata; Amphibia; Anura; Pipidae
Gene: usp10.S
Product: ubiquitin specific peptidase 10 S homeolog
Exons: 15
Coding region: 143-2560 (805 amino acids)
Biological process (GO): protein deubiquitination; DNA damage response, signal transduction by p53 class mediator; ubiquitin-dependent protein catabolic process
Cellular component (GO): early endosome; cytosol; cytoplasm
Molecular function (GO): cysteine-type deubiquitinase activity
Source: RefSeq, a predicted model, not a curated record
AGGCGCGUUGCCUCCAGAAUCAAACUUGUACGCAUGCGCUAGGGGGCAGCGCUGGGUGGAGAGUAGUGUCUGCGCGCGAGAAAGAAGAUGGCGGCGGCGGGGGAAAAAGCAUGAGCGGCCUCACUCAUUGAAACAAUUCGCCAUGGCCUCCCCGAGCGAACAGUAUAUAUUUGGGGAGUUUAGUGAUGAUGAAUUCAAGCAGUUCUUUGUGACAGCUCGCUGCACAGUUGAGUUGCCACCUUACAAUGAACAUUUUUUUCCAUGUGGUCCUCAGUCUUCAGGUGAUUUUCAGGAUGACAUGCAUUUGAAAUUUUCCGAAGUCAUUCACGGAAUAUCUGGGGAGGAGUGUCCAAGAAUUGAGUUUGGUAUUGAAGAAGUAAUUGACCACAAUACUACCCUACCAAAUAACACAGACUACAGUAUUUCAAGUAACUUAAAUCCUCAGGCUCCUGAGUUCAUUCUCACCUGUUCAUCUUCUCCGAAAGAUUCAAAUAAUGUUCUCCAUGAAAAUAAUUUUGAUGCCAUUGAUUGCCAGUUCUCGGAAUCUUCCAUUCCAGAUGGCAGUGGCAAUGCAGAUAGUGAUGGUACAUCUGGCACUGGACAGCGAGAGCGUAAAAAGAAGAAAAAAAGACCUCCAGGGUAUUAUAGUUACUUAGAAGGUGUUGGAGAUGUCCCUUCAGAGACCCUUUUAAAUGGACAUGCCAACUCAGCAGGACUUAACAGUAUAAGCACAGAUGACCCUGAUCUUGCAGAAGAUAUACCAAUAUCUACAACCUCUCCUAGGACUUGUACCAGUCCAGAUAAUUUUGUGGACCUUAAUAAUGAAGCUCUUUCUGAUGAUGCUUCUAUGCAUAAUGUACUAGACAAUACCAGGACUGCCGGUCAGCCUGAGGAAUGCAGUGUUACUAGUUCAGAACAAUCUUGCAUCCCCUCAGACAAUGGAAGGGAGAGCCCAGUAAGGACAGCUGUUGUCCAGCCUUUUGCUGGUACUGAUACUACUGAAAACCUUGGAGUUACCAAUGGACAAACACUUGAAUCCCCAGAGGAGGACACUGCAUCUAAUGGAGUGGUAUUGCAUCCUGAGGUCAUUUCCCUCUCAGAGGAAGCUAAGGCAGAGGAAAUUUCAACUGCUCAGGCUGUAAUACAUCUUCCUGGGUCAGCCUCUGCAAAUGCACCAGCUAAGUCCUGGGCUAGUCUUUUUCACAAUUCCAAGCCCUCAUCAACCCCACAGGUGGCUUAUGUGGAGACAAAGAAUACUCCCCCUGUCACAUCUCUACAAGUUACAGAGAAACAAGUUGAGAUUAAAGAAGGGCCUGUUCCCGUGUCGGAGGAUCCUGUAGCCAUAAAGAUUGCAGAACUCUUGGAGGAAGUCAAACUUGUUCACAAACCUGUUUCGUUACAGCCACGAGGAUUAAUUAACAAAGGAAACUGGUGCUAUAUUAAUGCUACAUUGCAGGCUCUGGUGGCCUGUCCUCCCAUGUAUCACCUUAUGAAGUCCAUUCCAGUAUAUACUAAAGCUCAGAAGCCAUGUACAUCUACUCCAAUGAUCGACAGUUUUGUACGUUUAAUGAAUGAGUUCACAAACAUGCCAAUACUCCCAAAAGCAAAACAAGCUCCUGGUGAGAAAGUUGUAAGGGAUAUACGUCCAGGUGCUCCGUUUGAACCAGCAUACAUUUACCGCUUACUUACUGUUUUCAAAUCAAGUCUUUCAGAAAAGGGCCGUCAGGAAGAUGCAGAAGAGUACCUUGGAUUUAUUUUAAACGGGUUACAUGAAGAGAUGCUAGCUCUCAAGAAGCUUCUUUUGCCCCAAAAUGACAAAAUCCACAUUAACAAUGGCCCAGAUCCUGUGUUUGCAACAGAAGAAGUUAACAAAGAGGAACAAGAAGGCAGUGAUGAGGAAUGGGAACAAGUGGGGCCUCGCAACAAGUCAUCAGUGACACGUCAAGCAGACUUUGUUCAGACUCCUAUAACAGAUAUAUUUGGAGGACAUAUGAGAUCUGUUGUGUACCAGCAGAGCUCCAAAGAAUCUGCCACUCUUCAGCCAUUUUUUACUCUGCAACUGGAUAUCCAAUCUGAAAAGAUCCGCACUGUCCAAGAUGCACUUGAGAGCCUAGUGGCUAGAGAGUCUGUCCAGGGCUACACCACCAAAACAAAACAAGAGGUGGAGAUCUGUCGAAGAGUCACCUUGGAAGAACUCCCACCUGUGCUAGUGUUGCACCUCAAACGGUUUGUGUUUGAGAAAACCGGAGGAUGUCAGAAACUUAUCAAGAACAUAGAGUACCCAGUGGAUCUGGAAAUUAGUAAAGAUCUGCUUUCUCCAGGAGUUAAGAGCAAGAUAUUCAAAGGCCAAAGAACCUACAGGCUCUUUGCAGUUGUUUAUCACCACGGAAACAGUGCAACUGGCGGCCAUUACACUACAGAUGUCUUCCAGAUUGGUCUUAAUGGCUGGUUACGUAUAGAUGACCAGACUGUCAAAGUGAUAAACCAGUACCAGGUGGUGAAACAGACUGUGGAGCGUACAGCCUACCUCCUGUAUUACCGCCGCGUAGAUCUGCUGUGAAGCGCUCUCCAUGCUGUGUGUGUGUGCGCUCAUCUGCGCAAUUACCUGCUUCAUAGAACAAAACUCACAUUUUCACUUCCCCUUUUUAUCCUGUGCUCUUUUUCAUGUGUACCAUUUGCCCUCUUUGUUUUUCCUCCCACUUCUUUACCUUAAAGUUUAGAAUAGGUGGGUAACUUUAGACCAAAAUUGCUUUGCUAGCCCAUUGGAUAGCAGACUGGCCUGUGCAGCUAACCCUGCUGCUUUGCCUUCUGUCGUGAGGUUAAGCAAAGCUUAAAUCAUUUAUAUGAAUAACUAAUUCAGUCUAAGGAAGUAUUUGUUACUGCUAAUAAGAUAAUCCCUCAUUUUUAGGGAUAACUGCAUAGCAUUGCUCUGCUUUGUGCUGUAAUGGCAGUAGAAGGGCCAUAUGGAAUGAAAUGCAGAGGCUGGGCUAAUGUUCAAGAAAAUCUGAAGUAGGUCUAUUAUAUAAAAAUAUUUUACAUAAAAAAUGCUUUUUAGCUUUUGACUGCCUCAUAGUUUCCAAAAUAACUCAUUUGGGCAAUCAGUAUGGGAAUGUGAUGUCAAACACAAUCCCCCUCCCCUUUCUUUGAUUCCUUUAUUUUUGGUCUAGGCUGUCUUCACAUCAUCUGGCUUAGACAAAGAUCUAUUGCACCAGCAUCUACUGUAAAUUUUGGUGAAAAAAAAAUUCACUUUGCUUCAGAUUUCACUUCUUUCCUACUAGCCAUUCUCUUUGCAGCCCCCUGCACCCCCAGCUUUUCAGAUCAUUGAUUAAAAAAAAAAAAAAUAAAGACAAUAAAGCCUGCAACUUUCUGAAGGGUUUCUUGCUUAACAAAAAUAAUAAAGGCUUAUUCAAUGUUGCUGGAAGCCUCAUAGGAAUAAUUACAAUAACGCUGUUGUUUAAUUGUGAAUUGUUUUAACCUCUGCUGCUGGAUUAAGACUCUGAACACAUUAGCAUAUCGCGCCUAUUGCAGAAGGCUUUAAAAAAACAAAUGAAAUGAUUUUGAAAUGUUAGGAAUUAUAGAUGGGUGAUUUGUAACUUUACUGCUUUUAAAUUCAAAUUGCCGUUAUCCUUCGGUGUACGCCAGAUCCAGAAAACAAAAUGACAGUGCUGUGGGCUAAACAAUGGAGAUUGAUAAUACUAUAGGUCUGCUUUGUUUAAGUUUGCCGUCUUGCACUCCUCUAAUGUUGCAAUCCUAAUUGUACACAGUUUAGUGAUAUUUAGGAGUAUAAAGUUGUCGCCCAUCAAUAAAAAUCACAGUUGGUUAAAAA